Messenger RNA from Venustampulla echinocandica, 6375 nucleotides. RefSeq names its product Ankyrin. Gene Ontology annotation, cellular component: cytoplasm; nucleus. Lineage: Eukaryota; Fungi; Ascomycota; Leotiomycetes; Helotiales; Pleuroascaceae. The coding region runs from base 1 to 6375 and encodes 2124 amino acids. Gene Ontology annotation, molecular function: protein binding. The record is from RefSeq and is a predicted model, not a curated record. The transcript has 6 exons.
AUGUCUUCCUCCGACACCGACGAAUUUGAGGUGAUUGAUCAGCUAGAAGGUAGCCUCUCAACAGAAGAGCUUGCAAAAGUCCAAGUAUGGCUUCAGCCUACCGAUUACGAAGCUCAAUCGAAUGAAUUUCAUCGCCAUUUGAGCUCACAAGCUCCUGGAACUGGUCUUUGGAUUUGUGAGACUUCAAAAUACCAGCAGUGGCAGAGUGCAACGGACCAUGGAAGCCUAUGGAUUAAAGGAGCCCCGGGAGCUGGGAAAUCGGUCAUCGCAGCUUCAAUGAUAGAGAAUUUGCAAAAUAAUGAUAGUACUCCGGUCCUGUACUUCUUUUUUCGAUACAUCAUUUCCGCAAAUAGGCGUCCUCGCAGUCUCAUUCGGGAUUUUCUCGCGCAGCUACUUCCCUUCAGUGCUUGCCUUCAGGCUACGCUCCAACCCUUGGUGGGAACUGAUCUGGAAAACUUUUCGGACGAGAUAUUAUGGGAACAUUUGUUAACCGGUCUCUCUUCCACCAAAAAGGCUUAUUGCGUUAUUGAUGCCUUGGAUGAGAUGGAACUGCUACCGAACGAUCACUUCCUAGAUCGACUGAACAAAUUAGCAGCCUUUCGACCAAAUGUAAAGCUUCUGAUGACUAGCAGACCUAAGCAGCACCUUCAAAGCAGCUUGAGGGAUACUUCGAUUGUACACAUCAGCCUUGAAAAUGACCUAGUUGGGAGAGACAUUGGCCUCUUCGUAUCAUACCGUCUGAAAAGCGUUCUUCCAGGAGAUCACCAGCAAAAUUUGAGACAGUCUUUGGCAUUCAAGACAUCUGAACGAUCCCGUGGACUCUUCCUUUAUGCACGACUUCUGUUAGACCAGAUCAUACCAAGCCUCGAACCAACAGAAUUAGACAUCGAAAGAUUGAUGAAGACUAUCCCGAUAGGUUUGGAGGAAAUGUACAACAGCAUGCUAGCUCAACAAGCGGAAGCUCUCAAGAUUGAUAUUCGAAUCCAGGUCUUUCUUCUCGAAUUAGCAACACACUCAUCUAGAGCCCUGCGAUUGAACGAAAUGGCCAAUGCACUGGCUUCCGCUUUUCCAUCUUCGAUGAUUCCAAACUCUCCAAAAUUCGUGACGAGAUUAGCAUGUGCACCACUUCUUGAAAUAUCUGAAGAUGAAACGGUUCAGGUCAUCCACCAUUCAUUUACAGAAUUCCUGCUGAACAAGGAACGAGUCGACAUGGGCCAUGCUUCACAAUUCCCCGUACUCAACCCCGACGAAGUUCAUAAAAAGCUGACGAUCAGUUGCUUGGAUUAUUUGACAUCAGGUGUUCUCAGAGUGGAAAAGUCUAUUGAACAACACAAAAAGGACGAUAAUUCUACCGAUGACAAUAACGAUAAAGAAAACGAUCAGUAUGAUUACCAAGAGGCAAAGCUACGCCAUCCAUUUCUAGAAUACGCAGUUAGAAACUGGGCAUACCAUGCUAGCAAGUACGAUUUCGAGGAUGAAGAAUUCUUCCAGUCCGUUGCAGGCUUUCUAGACCCCAGCAGCCCCGACUUCAGGAAGUGGUUAGAGCUCGAGUGGUGGAGAAAAGAGCCCCGGCGGUGGGGGGAAAAUCGAAAAUCGAAAGAUCAAAUACCCUAUGUUCAAGCACCAACCCCUCUCCAUAUCGCCGCAUUCGCUGGUCUCACGAAACAUGCCAAGAAGUUGAUUGUAGGUCAAGAUCAAGCGGAUUCUCGUGAUUCUGAAGAUCGAACUCCAUUGCACUGGGCCUGUGCCAGAGGCCAUACUGUAAUGGCCUCCAUUCUGCUGGAAAAUGGCGCAGCCGCUAAUGCAGAAGACUGUCGAGGCGUAAAGCCUAUCCACGAAGCAGCAAGGAAAAAUCACUCAAGUAUUGUGAGACUUUUACUUGAGGCAGGAGUUAAUCCUCUUACUCCGAAGACACGCGAAGAUACGAAACGGUUUUUGAUGUGCGGCGAAAUCUCGACCAAAGGAGAGACUGCCGUCGAAUAUGCUUGGCUUCAAGGUCACACGGACACGAUCAUGGAAAUGCUACCGUUCAUCACCCCAGAAACGUUAGGAGAACUGUUCUGCCAGUGUUGUCGAUACGGCAAAUUCGAAGCCGUGCGAGCUAUCCUUGAGGCUUCCGGCGUGUCGCCCAACACAGAAUGGAAUGGUGCCAGUGCUCUUUAUCUUGCAUGCCGAGCCCAAAAUGUUGCUGUCAUUGAGUUACUGCUUGCAAAAGGAGCGGAUGUUCAUCGAACGUCGGAGUGGCUGGUGCCAAAUAGAAACGCCUGCGGUCAUGGCGCGAUAAAGGAGCCAUUGCGAACACCUAUCCAUGCUACCGUUAUCGGUUGGAAAAUUGCUAACCAUAUUGCUUGUCAACAAAUCUUGCGUUUGUUACUGAAUGCAGGCGCGGGCCUUGAAGUCAAAGACGCCAAUGAAGAAACACCCUUACUUAGCCUCUUCAACGAUCAAAACGCUGCUGACGAUAUUGUUGCCAGGGGCCUUCUACAGGCAGGAGCUGAUGUACUAGCCGUUGACAGGAACGGCGAUUCUAUUGUCCACCGCUACCUUCUUAACGGCUCAAAAAAUAUCCAAACCUUGAAGCUUUUCUUCGAAUACGGAGCUCGCAUCGAUAGCCUUGGACAAGGUGGGCAAACUAUCAUACAUAGAGCCUUACAAAGCUCUUAUGGUGAUCAGUCUUUUGAAUUCACGGCCGCCAGUAUUGAUUUCCUCCUGGAAAAGGGUGCUCGUUGCGACAUAAAAGACGAAUACGGGUGCACUACAGUGGAAUCCGCAGCUACAAACUCAGACUGUCCCUUAGAGACCUUCACAAUUCUGCUUCAAGCUUGCUUUGAUGCAGAUGUGCUCAAACGUUGUAUGUGGAAGUUGAGCUCGAGAAGGAACCAGGAGGAAACGGUCAAAUUUAUUCGUGCCCUACAGAAGUUGGGUGUAUCUUUGGAAGACCGUGACGAUAGUGGUGGAACUGCCUUGCUUGCUAGCGUAGGAUCCGUGGACCUAUUUGAUGCUUUCAUUGAAUGUGGUGCGGAUCUAAAUGCCGUUGACUCAACAGGCAAAGGAGUGCUGCAUCACUAUCUAGCUCAUGUUGCUCGCCACCGAGGUCGUCUUGAUAACUAUGCUUUCCCUCAGAGGUUUGUAGAUAUGAUAAAUAUGGGAUUGGAUCCAUUGAAGGUUGACCAUGAGGGGAAUAAUCUCCUCCACCUGCACUCGAAACACUAUGCGGGUGAAGAAACUGACAAUGUGUUUGUCCAGAAAUUCUUGGACUAUGGCAUUUCAGUCAAUUCAAGAAACAACCAGGGCAUGACUCCACUUCACGUCUAUCUUGAAAAUUGGGAUUUCCAUGCUACCAAAAGUGUUUACAGAAAUCACAUUCACGAGCGUUUUGACGAGCGUUUUGAAAUACCAUUGCUUAAGCUCUUCCGAAGAAGCCAAGACAUUUUCGAUAUCAAUUCCCAAGAUGUUGAUGGUCUGACAAUAUUUCAUCUCACUGCGCUACGUUCUCAUGCUCGUGUGUUUUACUUGCUCGAGGAAGGUGCAGAUCCUAGUCUCUUGACAAAAAAGGGUAGGAGUGCUCUCCACUUGGCUUGUCGAGCACGCCAAAGUAAUAUUGUUGAAUAUCUCUGUCAAAUAGGCCAAUCAUUGAUCAAUCAGCGGGAUUUAUACGGAAGAACCCCGCUUCAUGAUGCCUGUACAUCAGGUAUUCCUGAAUCAGUUCGUCAUCUUCUCGAAGCCGGCGCAGACACCGCCGUCCUCGACAACAACAAGAGGACCCCUCUUCAUUCUUGCGCGGAAUUCUCCGACGAGCAAAGGAUAUGGGCGCUACUGCAUCGUCGGAACGAAGUAUCUGGCCAUUUAUUUCAAGAUAGAUUCCGACCGGUGCCUUCAAAGUCAUACGAACAUCCGUGUUAUACACCAUCUGUUAGAGCUACAUCAGAGUUACAUCACGAGGACAACCCCAGUAUUGGCCUCACUAUCAGAUCUCUUCUUUUGGCCGGGAGUGAUGCCGCAGCCACUGACUCAAACUCUCGAACACCGCUUGACCUCGCGAUUGAAUAUGAUUGUCAAGAGAUGGUACAGGCCUUGCAAUUUUCAAUCGACCUUGUUCGGAAGAAUUGGUCCAUAGAUGCCAAAGACCAAACGCUUGAAACGGUUAUAAUGCUGAAGGAUCCAUACUUGUCCACGAAGAGGCUUUCAGAAUUCUCACUCGAACAGAUAAUCCAUGACCCGUCGACCUAUCUCCCUUAUCUUACCUUGAACGAUCUUGAGUGGAUCUCAAAGAAUGGGGGCAGCAUUACAGGAAGAGACGAAAUGAAGCCUACCCCUUCCUCUAGAAAAUCUUUAAUGUAUAUCGCUGCAUCGAAAGGUUUCACGCAUUUGAUAAGGAGCUUCGGCCAACUAGCUCGCGCCAACGAUGACCCCGAGAUUGUUCUAGCACAAAUUAUGGAGCUAUUCAGCGAUCCCGAACACUACCCAGAGAUAAAAUAUCUGCCCCCUACACUUCACAUAGCAUGUACCAGAGAGCUUUCAAACUUAGACAUGAUCGAAGUUCUGGUCGAUACUUGCGGUGUCGAUGUCAAUGCGCGUGCCAUAGUCCAACCAACACGACGAGUGAAAGUAAAAGAAGUGAAAGAUUUGAUCCGAGGAGGAACUGCUCUGCAUAUCCUUGCAAAGGCAAACAAUUGGUGGCAGCUCAAGGCAGUCAAGUAUCUUAUUCAGAAGGGAGCCAAGAUUGAUUCGAUAAAUGAGAAAGGCGAGACUCCGCUUCAAGUAGCCUGCACAGGGCCAAGUUUUCCAGAUAUGAAUUGCACACCAUGCACGUACGGGUUCUGGAGGAUCGACUGCGUCCAAUUACUUCUCGAUCAAGGAGCCAACAUCCACCAUCUCGACAACGACGGUCUAUCUUGUCUUCACAAAGCCUGCUCCUCCCCUCAAAUCCUAAGACUCCUGUUGGAAAAUGGCGCGGACCUCACUGCCGGAAAAAUCUCACCCGUUUUCCCCGCAAUCCAAAUUCAAUGUCUCGAGGCACUCAAUAUUCUGCUUGAUGCUGGCGUUAGCCCUAAUGUUAGGGAUAAUAACAAGGACCAUGAUGGGUUUUCAGUCGAUUACAAGGCAAAAAGAAACCCACAUUGGCUACUUUACUGCGCAUCUUUUGCCAACCUACGCAACCAAAAGGCUGAAAACUCCGUGCCGAUGGUGAAACUACUCAUCGAUCGAGGAGCAGACCUCUACGCACCCCUCAAUGACAAGGAGACUCUUGUACACUAUGCCUUCGAGCACGCUGAAUACGAAAUUCUAAGCGCUUUCCUAGACUGUAAGUCUAAGAUCGACUUCAACAGCCGAGAUCACCAGGGACGUACCAUCUUCCUCGCCGCGUGUGAAUGGAGAGAAGUUCUCCCAGGUUAUAAACACCGACAUUGGGAGGCCAAAGCGACCGCUCCCUUCCUAAGGAUUCUCGAGUUUGGCGUCGAUCCGUUGGCAGUUGAUAACAGGGGUCGAAAUGCCCUACACUGCCUCCUCGAUAACCCUGAAAUGGAAGAUGAGGCAAUAGUCCAAUUCCUUGGCCAUGAUGUGGCGAAAACCUUAUUUCAUCAAAAAGAUGAAAAAGGUUUCGCGCCCUUUGAUUGCGCUUUACGCCUACUGCGCCCUGCAGUGGUCGAAGUCCUCCUCACCAUGGGUGCAGACCUCUUGAGCCCCGACCCAACCGGCGCAACAGCUCUCCACCACAUAGCAGCACAGUGUCUGCAUAGUAGAAGAAAGCUGAAUAGGCGUACUUGGGGCAAUGAGUAUACGGCUGAUUAUUAUACCGAUCUCCUCGCGUUAUGGAAGAAAUUUCUUGCCCUUGGAGGCUCUAUUAACAUCCGGGACAGCAAAGGCUCGCCCCCACUCUUUUACUAUCUCUCUGCUAGUCAAAGAGACGACUAUAAGGCUCCUGAAAAUAGUUGUUGUCAUGUCGAGAACUUUGCUAUCUAUUUCUCGGAAGGAGUUGCUGAAGACCUUGACAUUUUUGCGAAAAACAAUGAUGGAGAAAAUGUAUUGCACAUUAUUGCAAGGCGAGAGAAAAACAUGGCUACGAAACCGACGCACGACAAACCUUUGUUUGAGCUCUUUGUGAGCAAGGGACUCAAUCCGCUUGAGGAAGAUGAGAAAGGGAGAAGUAGUCUAGAUGUUGCUGCUGCUUGUGAUCAAAAGAGGAUUUUGGAGCUGUUUCAUACUAUCGACUACGAAUGUGGAGUGCGGUCUGGAGUGGCUUCUGGAGAUGAUCCGGUUCAAAUGCACUUACUCCGUACAUGGCACGGCUUCUGCUACAAUGGCGUUGUUCCACAUACUCAAUUCAUGCACCAAUUAAGUCUCAAUUUACCUACACUUGCCUUGCUCGCAUAA